GGUGCGCUCGAUGCAUGAAAGUUUGUACUGGAGAAACACUACGAUUCAACGAUCAGCUUUUUCAUGCUAACUGCCUGGUUUGCCUGGUGUGUGGCACAGACUUAGCAAAUGUGGGAUUCUUUGAGCAAAACAACCAGUAUUUUUGUCCUGACGAUUUCCAAGAACGUUUUGGCACGAAAUGCAUUGUUUGUCAUCUGUUUGUGGAAGGUGAAGGGAUUAAUAUUGGUGGAAAUGCCUACCAUUUGAGAUGCUUUGUUUGUACCACUUGUGGAAAUCCAUUUCCUCCAGGAGAAAAGGUUGUGUCAAAAGGUAGUCAAUAUGUGUGUCAACAGUGUAGUGCAAAGGAGACAAGCAGUGAUAUUAGAGGACCCAAACUUGAGAAGUGUGCUGGCUGUGGAGAGGAUAUUCGCAGUGGUCAGUCCUUGCUAGCACUGGAGAAACAGUGGCAUCUAUGGUGUUUUACUUGCACAAAAUGUGGCUGUUUGCUUGCUGGAGAAUACAUGGGCAGAUUGACAAAUACUGCAUAUUUGUCUUGUCAGGCAGGUGAGAAACAUUAUCAUCCUCAAUGUUCAAGAUGUGCAAGGUGUCAUGGAGUGUUUGGUGAGGGUCAAGAGAUGUUUCUACAGGGCUCUGAAAUUUGGCACCCUGAUUGUAGUUUUGCAGCAGCACAGAAUGGUGAACUUGACACACACUCAGCAGCUCCAAGGGAUGGAUAUCAGAAUUCCGCAGAAGAGGAUGGCCACCGUCCCUCCCCUCCCACCAGAACCUCAGCAAGUCGUACAACAGAUUGGAAAGUGAAGUAUUCACCUCAGAAAGAAGAGGAAACAUACAGGCUGACACAGCCUUGGAGAGGAGGCGAGGACGAGCAGUCUGCCUAUCAGCCAAGAUAUAAUUUACAUACAGAGUCAUAUAACAGUGGUUCAUACAGAGAGAUCACUGCAAGAAAAGAGGAAAGUCUGAUUGAGGCCCCACGAGAAAUAGGUUCGAGAGCUCCCUUAGACUUGCAGGAAUACGAUAGAGAAGUUGACCAGAAACCCAUGGUAAGUAGGGUAGGGUGAGUCGAGGGGUAAGUAGUGCAGGGUGGAAAGGCCGCUGACUAGCAUUGGCUCGAGUCUAACUUGACCUAAAUGACAUUUAUAAUGUGAAGUUGUUCGCCUAAAAUUUGGGAUAACUGCUUUAAGAACUCACGCUGCAGCACAAAAGCGCGCGGCGUAGCCGCGAGCGCGAAAUCGAGCGGCGAAGUCGCGAGACGAGAUAGUGAGCCGGCUCACUUUCUUGGCGCCUCUUCACCAGACUCCUUCCCGCCGGAUCGCUUUGCUCUUUGCCGCU
Messenger RNA from Orbicella faveolata, 1329 nucleotides. RefSeq names its product actin-binding LIM protein 1-like. Gene Ontology annotation, biological process: cytoskeleton organization; lamellipodium assembly. The record is from RefSeq and is a predicted model, not a curated record. Gene Ontology annotation, cellular component: actin cytoskeleton. Lineage: Eukaryota; Metazoa; Cnidaria; Anthozoa; Scleractinia; Merulinidae. Gene Ontology annotation, molecular function: actin filament binding.